CCAGCAGACCUGUGGGUUUAGGAAGGAGCUCUGAUCCUGAAGGUGUUUCUUGCUUUGGUUCUUCUAACGCUUUCUGGUUCCCUGCAGGUUCUGCUGUUGGUUCCUCUCUGCGAACACCCCUUCCUGCUGUGCUCCUCAGAGUCCGCCGGUGAGGAGACGGCUCUGGAUCUCAUGUCCGUCUUCCUCCAGUGUCCUCCCAGGUCUCAGCAGUUCCGCUGUCAUCUCCUGGUGGCCCUCACCAGCGUCCUGAUCUGCUCCUCCUGCGCCGGCUCCCGCUCCCGAGCUUCUCUGGACUUUCUGGACCUGCUGCUCCAGGUCGCUCAGGACACCAGUGAUCACCAUGGCGACAGCAGCCCGCUGUGCCUGCGGAACACAGCCGCAGAAUGCCUGCGUGAGAUGGAGGCCAGCUGCCCAGGACUUCUCUCCCAGCGCCUGGAGCUGUUGGGCGGGUUGCGGCAGCAGGAGACCUCCAGGCUGCAUCAGGCCUACGCGGGUCUGCAGGUUCUGGUUCUGAGGAAUGCUGUUCUUCAUUUGACCAAGGAAUCGGGAGCAGGUGCUGCACAGCUCAAAGCGCUGCUAGGAGGACCCAGCUGCGCAGACCAGGAUGUCUUUCAGAUGGACGCCAAUGACCCAGCCGUCCAGGCGUCCCUGGUUCUGGGACCCAUGGGCCGAGUUCCCACCCUGCCAACCGGGCCAGACUGUAAGGAGCUGCGCUCCAUCCUCUCCUCCCUGCUGGAGGAGUCCUACCUGCUCAGCCCUCUGUGUCAGGCUGCUCUUCUCCACAGGCUGAUCGAGGUGGUUGCCAUGGCACCGGGGAUCCCUCCUGCCAUAUUCAGAGCUCAGCUGCUGCGACUGCUGGGAACCAAUCAGGUGGCGCUCCUCCAUGUCACCCUGCUAAUGAAGUGCGCCUUCACCGACAGCCUGUUCAGCGCCGAAGACGAAGCCUUCCUCCUGAAGCGGCUGCUGGUUCUGUCGCAGCAUCCGGUCCUCAGCGCGUCAGAAAGGCUCUUCUACAUGGACUGCAUCCUGCAUUUCCCAGAGAACCGUCCAAUCAGCUGCGGGGACAGCGACGAGGCCCUUCCUGUGCUGCUGACCCCCCAGCUGGCCUCCAUCUUGCUUCCUACUGUGUUGAACGACAGCGCCACCCUGCUGGCCCGACUCCACCUGCAGGCUCUGGUCUUUCUGGAGGACGGGGAGGAGGAGGGGGGCGGGGGGCUGGCCUAUAUUUAUGACCUCCUGGGGGCGCUGCUUCACAUGGUGGACAGGGGGGGCAGCAGAGACCUAGUGGUGACCUUCUUCAGGGCGGCCUUCCUCUUCCUGCUGUACUUCCACCAUGUGGAGCGCUAUUCGGCCCGUCUAAGCCAGCAGCUGUGUCAGCUUUACCUGCAGCACCCCCUGCUGGCGCCGCACAUCCUCAACCUGGCCGACCGGACACAAGACCACUUGCCAGAGUCUGACUGGGCAGUGGGGCUCCUGCAGGGCCUCCAGAGAGCCAUAACUGGGGCCCCCGGGGGCCAGCUCACCCUCCCAGACCUUAGCUGCCACCUUAAGGUUCUGUCCCGGGCGGCAGAGGAAGGGAACAUCUCGCCGUGCAGCACCCUGCGCUUCCUGUCCGCCGUCUUUACUUCCUCCCUGCUGUGCAGUGGCAGCAACUGGUGCCUGGGUAACGGCGUGCUGGGCGUCUGCCGCCGUGUGCUGCUACAUCCCAGCCUGGACUCUCUGUUUGGUCCUCUGGCUGACGUUCUGUUGCACCUCGCCUGUAACUAUGGCGACAGCGACAUCCAGGACCACGCCCGCCUCUACUUCAGCCUCCUCACCACGCUGUCCAGAGAGAAGCUUAGUGCGGUGCUGCAGGGGGCGGCGGAGGGUCAGGUCAAGAAGCGAGCGCUGUCCUGCGUCAUGGCGGAGAGCGAGGGGCUCACCAACGCGCUGAGCGUCCACCAGACGGACCGAGCUGUCCUGCGGCUGACGGAGGCUGGGCCCGGGCCGCUGCAGGAGGCGGAUGCUGAUGAAGAUGUGGGAGACGGAGCUCUGCAGCGUUACAGGUCCCAGUUCAGCCAAACCGGCUUUGCCUCUCUGGUCCCUCUGAGGUACCGGCUGACCCUCAUGGAGCCCCACCAGCCGCUCUUUGAGCAGCUCUUCAGCAUCCGCCUCCACUUCCGCCUCACCGACCACCACUACCACCCGCUGCCGGACGCCAGCGUCCCCCUCCUGCACAGACAGAGACCGCCGCCGGAGCUGACUCUGACCCUGCAGCCCAGACGGCCGCAUCCCACCACCAUCCGGGUCGCAGCCAUCUUCACCGCCAAGGACGGCCUCACCUGGCACUCCGACAUGCCGGACCUCCACGUGGCCUUCCAGCAGACCUUCCUGCCUCUUCCUGUUCCCUCCACCUGGAGCAGAGCCAGCAGAGUGGCGGUGUUUGAGGCGCUGUGGGAGGAGGCGGAGUCUGAGGCGGGGGUCUGGGCCGUCAGUCUGUUCUGCUGCCAGCUGGGGGAGGCCCACCUCAAAGCGCUGCUGCAGACACACUUCCUGCCCUUCCUGCUGUCCGACUCGUCCCUGGAGGACGGCUUCAGGGUCCUCUGGUUCCUUCCACCACGCUCUCACGUGCUGCUGAAGAUCAGCAGGGAGGACGAUGCCACGCUGUUUAAGAUGGCCACCGACGACCGCCAGCUGCUGCCUCACAUCAAUGAUUACCUGCUGGAGGUCACCUCUACAGCCGCCAUCAGACAGCUGGGAUCAGAACCAGAACACCGGUCAUAGAGCGUUUCUGGUCCAACUGGUUCAGAGAUUAAAGCUCAGGAAGCGUCUUUUUUUCCCUCUUGUCUCGGUUCCAGUGAUUCGGUCAGACAGCGAAAUAUUUUAGACGAUUCUGAUCAGAAUCAAUGAAAAGAGGAAAUCUACUCUGCUGUUGGAGCAGAUGUUCAGAUGUAGAGCAGAAGCCGUAUUCUUCACACUUACCUAAUUUAUCCUCUGGGAUAAAAACUAAUAUUUAAGAACUUUAAACUGUAUAGUUUGAUUUCAUCCUAAAUGGUGAAUUUUUCAUGUGUUUAAUGGAGACCUUCUAGCUCUACUUUUUAUUCUCCUAAGUAUUUCUACUCUAACUGGACUGUGUGAAAAUCUCUGAACAAAGGACCCAGAAAUGCAGCAGAGACACAGUUCAUGUCAGAGUGAGACCUCUUGUUUCUCCAGCAGCUUUGCUACCACCUGCCUGUUUGUCCAUUGAAGAUGCAGCAGAUUUUCGACUGGACCGACUGCUUCAUCAGACUCAUGUAGAAAAGCUUGAUGUUGCUUUUCUAUAAGCUUUAGGUCUUAAUAGAACUAAACUAUAAAUAAAUGUGUUGUCAGUUUGUUCUCUGUUUUAUUAAUCAU
Messenger RNA from Cyprinodon variegatus (sheepshead minnow), 3372 nucleotides. RefSeq names its product adaptor related protein complex 5, beta 1 subunit (gene ap5b1). The record is from RefSeq and is a predicted model, not a curated record. The transcript has 2 exons. Bases 172 to 2763 code for a protein of 863 amino acids. Gene Ontology annotation, biological process: endosomal transport. Lineage: Eukaryota; Metazoa; Chordata; Actinopteri; Cyprinodontiformes; Cyprinodontidae. Gene Ontology annotation, cellular component: AP-type membrane coat adaptor complex; lysosomal membrane.